CUAAAUUUGUGUACUUUGCAGUUCAAACGCAUUUUUUUUAAAUUUUCUGCUAUUAUUUAUUGGAAACAAACAACAACCAUAUCAUGUAUGAAGAGGAAGAAUAUUUGGAAGAACUAGAUGAAGCGGACGUUGUUGUUCAUUCCAACCAACGUUCACCCUCACCAAGGCGUUCUUCCCGCGAUGUCUCGUUCGUUGCUGAUUCCGACGAUGUCAACUUGUUGGACACUGCGGAAGAAACCCUGGAAGCAUCUUAUCUGUAUCUAUUUGAGGCACAAUUCUUCCGACGACUCUAUCGGGGACAAAUGCGCCCAAGAGAGGUGGGAACCAAAAACGUUGGUGGCAAUUCCGUGGAAGAUGUGAUGGCAUGCGUUUGGAAAGUUGCAACUAAGCAUGUAUCACGGCAAAUCGACUUUGACGAUGAUGGGCCAAAAUGGGCUGAUAAACAGGAACCGGAUCAAGAAGAUAUUGAGAAGUUUGUGACUUUUCACGAUCCGAGUAAGAGGAAAGCGUACAAUACUUCGUCAGUAACGUCCCGCUUGCUUACAUCAUGGAGAGACAAGCAAAUAAAAAUUUUUGUUCAUGCGCAUUCGGUUAAUGUCGAGACCAACUCGCAGCAUCAGAUGGUCCUUAAGAAGCUGAUUGCACCGAACAACCCUGAUCGAUCCGGUGCUCAUUCAACCCACGACGAUGCAGUGUUGGCGAAAGAAUUGAAGGAAAAUCAUCCUGAGCUUGAAGGCCACCACAGUUCUUGGUUGUUGUGGGCUAAUACAAUUCAUUCAUCGGCAGCGUAUAAACAGGAAGCUAUGAAAACGGCUACGUCACCACCAUUGGAGCUCGCCAAAUAUUUUAGGUGGACUGGCGUUUCAGAAGCAGCCAGAUUGCAAUCCGUUCACCGUGGUGCAUCAGUAGCUCAUGCCGUUAAUGGAAGCUGGAUGAAGGACGUAGAAGAAGUUCACCACGGAGUUACAUCAGCAAUUUCUAUUCUGACAAAUGUCGCACAGAAGCUGGAAGGAAUGAUUUCCAAAGGAAAAGGGGCGGAGGAAAUUAUUGCUGCUGUGCAAUCUGCUGUACGGCCAGAGGAGUCUGAGCUGAGCAAAGUGUUGGCCGAUAAUGUAUCCAACUGUCCGGAUAUCGAUCACAUCUGA
Armigeres subalbatus is the source of this 1145-nucleotide messenger RNA. RefSeq lists its product as uncharacterized. The record is from RefSeq and is a predicted model, not a curated record. NCBI's taxonomy places the organism in Eukaryota, Metazoa, Arthropoda, Insecta, Diptera, Culicidae. The transcript has 2 exons. The coding region runs from base 84 to 1145 and encodes 353 amino acids.